GGGAAGCUUUACUUAAGAAUGAUGUGAUUUCUAAAGAGGAUUGCGUUAAAAGACUUACCACUGCUAAUAUCAAUUCAAAUCAAUUCUCUGCUUUAGUUUGUUUUACAUUUAAUCUUGGAUGUGGUGCCUAUGAAGAUUCUUCUAUACGUAAAAAACUUAAUGCUGGUGAUAUAAAAGGUGCUGCUAAUGAUUUUGCUUUAUUCAACAAAGCUGGAAAAACAGUACUUAAGGGUCUAGUAAGACGUCGUAAAGCUGAGAGAGAUUUAUUUUGCAAAAGUGGUGGAUGUUAA
Molecule: messenger RNA, 290 nt
Organism: Racocetra fulgida
Lineage: Eukaryota; Fungi; Glomeromycota; Glomeromycetes; Diversisporales; Gigasporaceae
Source: the annotation of a GenBank genome assembly